This is a messenger RNA of Anopheles maculipalpis, 3499 nucleotides long. It is a transcript of the gene Ack, whose product is annotated as activated Cdc42 kinase Ack. Lineage: Eukaryota; Metazoa; Arthropoda; Insecta; Diptera; Culicidae. Gene Ontology annotation, molecular function: ATP binding; protein tyrosine kinase activity. The record is from RefSeq and is a predicted model, not a curated record. The transcript has 6 exons. Gene Ontology annotation, biological process: protein phosphorylation. The coding region runs from base 49 to 3453 and encodes 1134 amino acids.
CAGUACAAGCAGUCAAACGUUGAAGGAAAACUCCUUCACGUGCUUAAAAUGUCCGAUCCGGAUACGGUAUGGUUGGAGGAGCUGUUGAAGGAUGUCCAGUUGGAACAGUUUCUGCCUCGAAUACGGGACGAACUGCAAGUGACACGGUUAGCACAUUUCGAUUACGUGCACGUUGAUGAUCUGGAGAAAAUAGGUCUUGGCAAACCAGGAAUUCGGCGUCUGCUAGAAGCGGUGAAAAAACGAAAAGCACAACAGUGGCGCCGCAAUAUCCUGUCGAAGCUGAUCGGUGGCGGUAAACAGCAACCACCGAAAAAGUCCGGCACACUAUCGGGUCAAAAUGAGGAACCGUCAGCACUAGCCCUAACCUGUCUGAUACACGAAAAGGACGUUACACUUUCGGUAAAGCUGGGUGAUGGUUCGUUCGGUGUGGUACGACGCGGCGAAUGGCAUGCGCCCGGUAACCAUCUGGUACCGGUUGCUGUAAAGGUGCUGAAAGCGGACACACUAGCACAGCCCGGUGUGAUUGAAGAUUUCUUCAAAGAGGUACAAGCGAUGCAUGCAAUGAACCACCCCAACCUGAUCCGUCUGCACGGUGUUGUACUGUCCCAGCCGAUGAUGAUGGUGACCGAGCUGGCGGUGAACGGGUCGUUGCUGGAUCUGCUACGCAAACAGUGCAAACACACACCACUGCCGAUGAUCUGGAGCUGGUCGGUACAGAUUGCGACCGGAAUGGCGUACCUGGAGAGCAAACGCUUCCUGCACCGUGAUCUGGCCUGCCGUAAUGUGCUUCUUGCCACUGGGAAUAAGAUUAAGAUCGGUGAUUUUGGACUGAUGCGCGCUUUACCCCAGCAGGAAGAUUGCUACGUGAUGACCGAGCACAAGAAGGUACCGUUUCCUUGGUGCGCACCGGAAUCGCUACGGUACCGCCAGUUUAGUCACGCCUCAGACACGUGGAUGUUUGCGGUAACGCUGUGGGAGAUGUUUACCUUUGGGGAGGAUCCAUGGGUGGGGUUGAACGGGUCACAGAUCUUGCGCAAAAUUGACCGGGAGGGUGAGCGGUUGCACCAUCCCGAUGCCUGUCCGCCGGAUGUUUAUCAGCUGAUGUUGCAAUGUUGGGAUAAGACACCUUCGGAGCGGCCUACCUUCGCUGCGAUAAAGGAGUUUCUUACGGGCGUUCCACCACCGAUAUAUCGCGCUAUAACGAAUUAUAUUGCUGAAAAUCGUCUUGCUGUGCAGCAAAGCGAUACGAUUGUGAUUAUCGAUGAUCGACCGGAGUUGCAGUUUAUCAAGGGACAGAAUCAAAGGACGUUCGACAUUGGCACGAUUCCGAGGGGCGUUGUUAUCGAUGCGCGCAAGUCUUGUUCAAGCUCGUCUGGUGGAACUAGUUCUACGAUUAGCCGCCCGCUGCAUGACUCAUUUCGGCACACGGGACACGGUUCUCCUUUCGGUGCGUCCUGGGGUAAUCCCGCUAGUCUUGAGCUCGAAGGAGAAGUUAAACUUCGAAAUAAAACGAAGGAUCUGGUUAAUGCGGAUCGGCGAGGAAAGUGCGUAUCGGAGCAAUAUGUGAAGGAACGAAAAAGCAAUGCUUCCAAACAAUUUUCCUACAACAAACUGGUGAAUGAGAAUCACUCUAAGCAUCCCACCCAACAGCUAGUAAAAGAUGCUCAAAACCGUCCACUUCGACCACCGCAACCACAAACAACGGCCACAGAAGGUAUACUAAUCGAUCUUUCCUCGCCAAACGAUGAAGCAACGUUUGGUGGUGCGGCUCCUGGGGCUGUACCUGCCGGUGGUGGUUCUUACCGACAAGUGACUAGCAUUCUCGACGAACCGAUCGAUAUCCCGACCGAAGGUGAUGAUCAUUUUGGGCAGCAGCAGUUAUCGCAACAGUCGCAUGAUCAGCAACUUCAAGCGGCUGCCAUUUUGAAUUAUCCUUCCGUAUCACCUGUUCCGUCUGCCGCACCAAAACUUGUACCGCCUCCUUAUCAAAUGCCGCCGAAAUAUAGUAACACGUACGGAAUCGUGCACGAUAGCACGUUGAAUCUCAGCAUUGCAACGGAACCGGAUCCUUUCGCUCCACAGCAGCCCCAGCCACAAAAACAAGAACCCAUCGUUACAUCCGACUACGAGAGUGGUCCAUCUAGUUCGAUCAGUUCGCGAGAAUUGAUGGCAAGCAUAAAGCGACAGCAAACGAUCGAUCAAUCCGUGCCGCCACCAAUGGCAGUUUACGGGAACGUGCGAGGAUCCGUUUCGAACAUCAACGCAAACUAUGGUCGUGUGGGUGCGGAUUUGGAAGGUCUUACAGCCGAUAUGCUAUCAUCGCUGAACAACGGUGCAAGUGGAAGUGGACUUAGUUCCCCUGGCAGCAGAGACGUGUACAACGAUUCGCUGGAAGUGAACAUCAGUAGCAAUAGCAUCGGUAACGUUGCCAAUGGAUCAAUCUCUCCGUACGGUGGAUCCACCGCACAACUGAACGUUAUGCCCAAAACGGUCAGUAAAGCGUUUCUGGCAGAAUUGGAGAAGGAUAUCUACAAGCAAGCACCAAUGGCAGGAAGCAAUAUGAAUAGUUCAGUAGCUUAUGCCGCACGCAACAAUGCGAAAGAUACGUCCAAGUACGAUACGACGGCUAAUCUGGCGAUGAGUCAAAUUUAUGCCAAUCAAGCCAAUUCGAUCGCCCUGGCGGCAUCCCUCCAGCAGCAGCUUACACUCUCUCCAAAGAAACAGAACCUCACGCACCAGCAAGCGUCUUCUUCCGAUACGAACACACUAGUGCAACAGCUGUGGGCCGAACGUAACAGUGUGACCACCGUACCGUCGGCGACUGUUGGCGAACAACACCAGCCGCCACAUAUUUCGCCACAAAAGACACACAAUUUCGUUGCCCUCUCGAACGGUGUCACAUCGCUACAUUACGGUUCGACGGUGAGUCUUUCCGGUCCGAAUAUCUACAAUUCAGUGUACAACGGAAGCAUUGCCUCGGACGUGUAUCAGACGGUCGGUGGUGAUAUGUACGAUGUAGUGGCACCUACACCCGCUUCCCUAUACGAACGUGUGCCGUCACAGCAAGUGUACAAUAAUGUUGGAAAUCAAGUCCCGAUGACCGAAACCGCUAUAUACGACGAAGUAUCCAAUGAGCUGAGUGAUCUCCGACCUAUUCGGCCAGCUCCUUCGGCACCACUCUCUGCGCAACAGAUUCAGCGACGGUUGGAUCGGCUAGCUCAGCAAGAUCAACAGGUGGCCACCCUAAUGCAGGAACUCGGCGAUGAGGCAAGCGAGGAGGAAGCCAGAAACUCACUGGCAGCUGUUAACUGGGAUCACACGUUAGCGGUGCGGCACUUUAAAAUUGAACGACUUUGUCGUCUUGGUCUCGCAAAUCGGACCCGCUGUGAGGAGGCAUUGCAGAAAACGGGAUGGAGCAUUCAGCUGGCCGCCUCAAUACUGCUCGAAACCUAGUCGGGUUGGGAAGGUGGCCAAACUUGGAGAGCUUUUUAACGCAGUU